UUGAAGCCGCUCUGGCUUCACACUCGGAGGAUGCGACAAACCAAACCUAUGACAGCCUUCUGGACAACUGUGCGACCCGUAGGCGAGUGCAAUUGGCUCGGAGUGGCACUUGUAAUUGCCUUAUUUCUUAAGUAACUACAUCUAAUGAAGGAUAGAAAAGCAAUAAAUAAACCAGGUUGCAUCCGAGCUGACUAUUUUUACUUUUUUGUGCUUCUGUGUGAAGCCACCACGACAAGCUCUUGUGCUAGCUCGCUGGCUAGCCAGCCUUUGUUCAAUACUCUGACCAGUGUGGCCAUAAAUUCGGAUUCAGCAUUCAACUCUUUCAUGUGGACUCCGUAUAUACAUAUAUUUUAUUCAAAUGAAACUCGUUGCAUCCUGUGGAGUAUUGCGCACCGUCUUUGUUGUGGGAGAAAUUUAGCUACCUGAUCUCUGUUAGCUUGUAUGAAUUGCGUCUUGGCUAGGUCGUGCAUAGGUUGCCAUGGAGCAGUGCGCAGCUCCGCAGCUCGAGAGCGCAAGCACGCACUCUCCACCACCAGACCCAGCGGAAAAGCCUGGAGGAGAUGCUGGGGAGACGGUUAAGGAUGCUUACGAGUGUCGGAUUUGUGGUUAUAAAGCGCAAGAUGUUAAAUGUCUCAGUCAGCAUCUGCACGCCGCUCACCCUGUUACCAGCCUUGCGGAUUCGGUGAGGAACGAGCGAUGUGGAGCGCUCGAGGAGGAGCGAGUGGGUGACCUGGGAAAAAGCGUUGUCAAGGAUAAACCAGUCACCACUGAGGGAUCUGAAUCUACUUCACUUCAGACUCCCGAAGACUCAAAUGAGACGACCUCCUCCGUGGAGGCAAAAGAACAAGAGAAGAUGGACGUCUCGCCUGCUCCUGAAGAAACGCAGAGCUCAUCCCCCGAAUUGCCUCAGGAGAAGUCACCCUGCUCUUCAGGGACUAAGAAGUCCUGCCAAAAGAAGCAAACGGCCUCCUCUGGCACAUCAACACACAACCAGGCUAACCUAGUCUGUCUUCCAUUGGUAUCCGAGGGGUUAAAACUCAUCUGGGUGCGCUCGGAGCAGGUCCACGAGCUGGAUGCCGUGUCAGAACUCGUGGAAGCGUUUAAUGAGUUCCCAUACCCCACAUCACAGGAGGCGAGCGCUCUAGCUCGAAAGUGUGAAUUACCGCCGGAGAGAGUUAAAGCGUGGUUCAUGAUGCAACGGGUACGUUACGGAAUUAGCUGGGCUGAUGACGACAUCCAAGAAACGCGACGCAAGCUGUGGCGAAUUCAGAAAAAAGGGGUCGCCGAGGAGUGUGUGGAAAUCAACGACGAGGAGGAUUGUUUAGGACGUGAUGAAACGCAACAGGAUUUUAUACCACCACCUGCGGCAGAUGCCCAUGUAGAUCAGAGAGACCACACGCCUAAACCCAGCCGUACUGUUCCUCAACACAUCAUCAGUGACCAAAACCGCUUGCAUUUUAGCCAGAAUAAUGCUUCCCAAUCCAAUAACGGUGUGCAGCAGUUGCUCAGUUCUAAUGUCGUGUACAAAAACGGUCUUGGACCUGCAUCCCAAGUUCCUCAAGUUAAUCCCCACUUCCAAAGUGAUAGUAGAAACGUACCGCCUCACAAUACUGGAGUCCAGCUGCUCGAUGCCUAUGGACGUUCACCGUUCGUGAUUAUGAACGAUCAACAGACCGCAAUGCCAUACCCCGAAGUCCCCGAGCUUUCACAGUCUCUACACUGCUUGCCAGGGAAAAAAUCGAAAGCGCAGCUGAUGGCCCUGCGCCGCAGUUUUGUACAGAAGUCUUGGCCCUCUGACGGCGAGGUUCAGCGGCUCCAGAAAAUGACUGGACUUAAUCGACGUGAAAUCCGCAAAUGGUUCGCUGACAGUCGCUACCAGCUUCGCAAGAACGGCCGGGCAUGGCUAGCCAAGCUCGCUGGGCGCAAUCGGGCAAUGCAGCUGCCCAAACAGAACUCUCAGAACGAGCUGGAGAACGAUGCUCUACCUGGUGCUGAUUUUUAUGACAACGACGAGGCUGACGAAGCAGAAGCGGAAUUUGAGGUUGAUGUGGAUGUGGCUGACGAUGAGGAACCGCUCAACCAAUCAAAUGAGACCAAGGAGGAAGUAAGUGACGAAGGUGAGUUUGAUGACAGCAACGCUUCCGUUCAACAGUACUCUGCAGAUAUCUCCCCUUCUCCUUCUCCGUCUCCGUCAUUCCUCCGCGGCCGGGUAGAACCAAACGUGCGACUUCGUAAGAAGACGAGGGAGCAGUUGGAAAUUUUGCGGCAAAACUUCCUUCGCUGCCAGUGGCCCACAAGCGACGACUACUUGAUUCUCCAGCAGAAGACGGGCCUGACAAGGACAGAGAUCAUCCAGUGGUACGGAGACACGCGUUACCAUGUCAAACACAAUCAGAUGCGCUGGAUGACCUCACAGGAGAGGGAACGCAUCAUCGCCGUCAUAAUGCAACAACAGAAAAGGGGCGGGAAGUAUUCACGGGGAAGAGUCUCGUUUGAGAACGUGGGCUCUGGGUUGAGUUUGGGUCAUUCUACUGUAGUCAACGGAGGUGGAGGGGGCGAAGCAACAAACUGGAAUGAACUUUUUCGAGGAGGAACCCCAGUUUUGCCUGAGGGUGAACUCUGACCUCGGCAGCAAAGUCAGUUUGCAAUGGCAUUUGUAGCUGUGCAGAUAGGUGGAAACUGAAUUCCACAUCACUGCCAAAGAUGUUACACAAAUACUUUUUUUUUUUUUCUUAACCUAUCUGGAUAUUUCUAUCCCAAUUUAAUGCUAUGACCAGGGCCUUGUAGAACCUCUCUCACAACAUUGUUAUGCAAUAUGUAUCUCCAAACCUAAGCAUCUUACUUGAAUCAAAAAUAUUUAGUAUUAGAAUAUGUGCUUUAAAGUAAUCGAAACAAAACUGUGUAUGGCAAGGCACUGAAUUUAUAGUACAAUGUAUUUUGUUUGGUAGCUUGUUUCAUCAGAGGUCUAAUGAAUUCUCGGUGUGUCUCAACAGAGCGAAUGCAUGCAUGUUGCCAUUUUCAUGUUUAAGUUGCACUUUGUGCUUAGAUAUGUAGAUGUUUGCUUUUACAAAGGUCAAUUGUAUUUAAGGUUAUUAGCAGCAUAACUGAAAUCUUUUAGCUCCACACGUGUGCUACACAGAUAUGUUUCUUUGACGGAAACAUUGUUCUGACAUGAUAAUACUACAAUUUAUGUGCUUUAAU
Messenger RNA from Rhinichthys klamathensis goyatoka, 3201 nucleotides. RefSeq names its product homeobox and leucine zipper encoding b (gene homezb). NCBI's taxonomy places the organism in Eukaryota, Metazoa, Chordata, Actinopteri, Cypriniformes, Leuciscidae. Bases 479 to 2623 code for a protein of 714 amino acids. The record is from RefSeq and is a predicted model, not a curated record. Gene Ontology annotation, molecular function: DNA binding; DNA-binding transcription factor activity, RNA polymerase II-specific. The transcript is spliced from 2 exons. Gene Ontology annotation, biological process: regulation of transcription by RNA polymerase II. Gene Ontology annotation, cellular component: nucleus.